GACAGAUGGAGGACAGCCAGACCCUGCAACACUAUGGAAUCAAACCAAACAGCUUUGUGUAUCAUAUACUGAGAUAUGGAACUUUAAGAGUCGAGUUUCCAGGUAAGAUCAUGUCCUGGUCCUCCCUGACCACCCGGUGUAGUGGAGCUGAUGGAGCUGUAUGGUGGUGAACGUGGGACCUCAACUCACUGCACGGUGGUGAGCGUGUCCCUCCCACGGUUCAUGGAGGAGGAUGUAGAAGUUGGGGUGGGAGUGGGAGUAUGCAGUGGCACACGAGGGGCCCAGUGCAGCUGAUGGGAUGGGGAAGGCUGGGUGAAGGCUGCUUGAGGAUGGCUUCUUCUCCCAAACAAGAGGCAAAAAUGACAAUGUCUUCCAGAUACUCCACUCACAUCAACAGUACAAAUGAUGGAGGACAUCUAUAUCCCUUCUCUGCCAGACGAGAUUCCACUCACAUCAGCAGUCCAAGUGAGGGAGGACAUCUAUAUCCCAUCUCUGCCAGACAAGGCCUCGGUGAGCGCAGAGAUGAGCUAUGAAUCCAAACAAUCCAAUGACUCUCCAACACCAGAGGGAAACUGCUGGCGCUGCAUGUGGGAGGAUCUUCCAAAAGUGACUCCAGUUACACACUGGGACGAUCUGGCGGAGCACCUGGUGUACCGAGCUGACCUCCCUCGCGCAGGCGUCUUCCAGUGCUCCCUCACAGGCCUCAGCUUCGAGGUGAAGUCAGCAGUGACCAUCACCUACAGAUACGACACCUGGGCCGAGCACCUGAGUGAGGCUGACUGGGAAACAUGGGUGCCCGCCGGACCCCUCUUCCACAUCAAGGUGCAGCCGGGGGUUGUGCAGGCGGUGUAUCUCCCCCACUUCAUCUGCCUGGCAGAAGAUGUAAAUACCAGCCUGUGCUCCAUUGCCCAUUUUAAAUCUGGGGAGAUGACCCUGGAGAGACCGACCAGACUGAUUGCUUUCUCUGCUGUCCUGGAGAAUCCCAGCUUCUCACUGCUUGGGGUGCUUUGGAGGAGGUUACGUUCAACCUUAAAUUCACUCCCUAUGCACUCCUUGGUAUUGAUCUUCCAGCAGUUCAAUGCUGCAAAUACAACUCUUCACUUCUACCUGAUCCCAGAUGACAAUUCUGUGAAGCAGGCCAUUUUAAAACAAGAAAUGGAAUAUGAAUCAAAGUUUAUUCCCAAGCCUCCUCCAUUCAGACCUCUGUUCUUUGGCUGCAAUUACCAGGUGACCACUACAGCACCCGCACAGAUAACACCUCAAAAGCAGUUGCCCUUUUACUACAAGAGUCCAAAGGAACAGCAGCUCUUUGUCGAGAUCUACAUCGAGAACAUGGCAAAGGAAAUUGAGCUCCUUAUGACAGACACACGCGAUGGCAUUGAGGUCUGGAGGGCAUCACUGAGAUCAGGUGAUGCUAACCUUCCUGCCCGUGUCUCUGGGAGAGGUGCAGCCUUCAUGAAGGAGAACAAAACCAUGCUCUGCUCCAGGAUGGGGCAGCUCCGCACCAUUCUGAUGUACUUACGGGAUGCAAACGUCAUCAACAGCGAUGAAGAAGAGGAGGUGCGACAUCAAGAUACGAAACUAGAGAGGAACCGAAUGUUGCUGGAGCUUGUUGAGAAGAAAGGGUGGGAGGCCCAGGAGCAGCUCUAUCAGAUCCUCCAGAGGCAAGACCCAUACCUCAUGGAAGACCUGGAGUUCUGCUAGGCCUGGAAAGCAGACUGUGUGUGCUCCCAUUACUCAGAUUACGGGAGACAUAGAAGGGCAAUGGGGUUUACCGAUGCCUGAAUGCAAAGCAAAAAUCCAUGGUGCAAAGCAGCAAUAAGCCUUCUGAACCACCCUUGGUUCCCAAUCCAGUGCCAAUAUCUCGGCCCUCUCUGCCUUCCUGACACAGGGCCUCUGCCUCUCCAGAAGCUUCAGGAAGCUGUUGGCAGAGGAGCUCCCAGCAAGAGAGACACCGCAAGCUUAGCCUCCCCAUCCUCAUUGUCCACGGGCACUUCUCAGGGCUGGAAGAGGGGAGUUGCUUUAUCAGGAAGAGCUGUCUGAGAAGGCUCGUCUCAUGUGCAAGCCACAGCAAGCCAUAGAUGUUGAUGGGAAUCCAUAUCAAUGUCAACCUCCAGCCUGGUUUACCCAAAUGACCCAAAUUCACCAAAGGAGCAAACAAGCAUCCUGAUCUCAGCAGCAGUGGGUGAAGGAGGCCCUGUGAGGAAGCCAUGAGAAACAGCAAGACAAGAGAUACAGGUUUGUGAAUCUUCAGGGAAAGUCUGCCUCAAUAGUGGCUCCUUUACGUUCAGAAGAAAGCCAGCAGAUUGUUUUCAAAUCACAUUCUUCACAUCUAUAAAGUCAGCUCCUUCCUGGAUCAUGCAGAUGCCUUCACUGGUGGCAUCGUCCUGCUGUUGAACAAGGCAGUCAGGGCAGGAGCAGUCUGCUCUGGUGUCCAGUAUCUACAAAUAGACCUGUUGGGGUCAAGCUCAAGUGAAAUUCAGGCUUGCCUAAGUGGAGACAGCACCUUCUGGAAGCUCAAAGGAGCUUCCAGGGAGCGUUGAGUGAAACGGUCCCCACUACGUGUUCCGUGGCUUUGUGGGGUGGAAAUGAGACUGCUGCCUUAAGUAUUGCUUUCUCUUUAUUCCUCCUCUUAAGCGCCUGGGGAACACGGUGCUGCUGGAACACGCCAUUAGAGUCUGUCUCUACUCCGUUAAGGGUCCAGGGGUGCAGCCAAGGGUUAACAUGAAGGGGAAUGAGGAGGAAAAAAAAUGGGGGAGGCAGAAAGGAAUGUAAAAGGGGCCACUCAGGUAUAAACUGGGAGCAGGUUGGCCGAGUCCUGUGCUGGGUCACUGCAGCCUGCCUUUUCUCUUUAGUUUUUCCUAUUAAAUCUUUUCCUCACUGUUCCUCUGGGUCAUCUCACUCUCAACCGCGGGAGUGUGUGCUGUGAGGACCAAGUGCCAGCUGCUGGUGGGACCUGCGUGUGCCUCAGGGGAUUUGGUGUCACCCCCUUUAACCUCCAGCCACGGGUUGGGAGCGAUGUCCCCAAAACUAGCUACUGGGGGGGGAGCGGCGUCCGGCAAAUGAGGGGCUCCAUGUGACUGGUGGGGAGUGUAAUAAGUAAUUUAGGAAGGAAAUUUUGCUUCAGCUAAACAGAUAUGUGCUUGCUACGGCUUCAGCUAAAAUAGGAAUGAGCUUACUAUGGGGUCGGAAAAUGGACAGUGUUAGGUAAAAUAUUAGACAGAAGCAACAGUGCAAAAACCCGUUGCAAACCAAGGGAUGGUGUGGUUAGCUAAGACAACCGCAGAAGCGUCAAUCAUGUAAAGAAUGGAGAAGCCACAAGAAGGACACGGCGAUGGAGACCCCGAGCCUUCCUCUGACGACCGGCAGGAAGACCCCUAGGGAAGCAUUGCGCCUGCGCUGCUAGGAGGGGGGAGGCGUGUUCGGGGGCGGGCUACGUUCCGAGAACUUAUUGAUUAUGCAAAUCAUUUUAC
Messenger RNA from Calidris pugnax (ruff), 3473 nucleotides. RefSeq names its product caspase recruitment domain-containing protein 8-like. Gene Ontology annotation, molecular function: protein binding. The coding region runs from base 403 to 1704 and encodes 433 amino acids. Gene Ontology annotation, cellular component: canonical inflammasome complex. Lineage: Eukaryota; Metazoa; Chordata; Aves; Charadriiformes; Scolopacidae. Gene Ontology annotation, biological process: regulation of apoptotic process. The record is from RefSeq and is a predicted model, not a curated record. The transcript is spliced from 13 exons.